GUAUUGCCUCCGAGGCGAGGCACCUUCAGACGGUUUAGGACAACAAAGUCAAACAUCCUCCUUGUAAGUUCGACAUUGACGAUGGUUGGUGGAAUCUUUGUUCCAAAUGCAUCGACACAGCUUUACUCCUCCAAAAUCAGGCUUCCUUACAGUUCUGCUCAGAAUGCAACAACCUUUUGUACCCAAAAGCUGAUCAACAGCGCCGCAUCAUGGUCUACGCAUGCCGGAUAUGCAACUACGAUGAAAUUGGAGAGAACAAGUGCGUGUAUCGAAACGACUUGCUGACAGUAACAAAGGAGCAAGUAGGAGUGACGACCGACUUGGGCGCAGAUCCAACACUGGCUCAUUCUAACAUCCUCUGUCCACAAUGCGGUCACGAAGAUGCCGUCUUCUACCAAGAUCAAUCGAAACGAAAAGAAACGCGAAUGAUCCUUUUCUUCGUUUGCACCAAGUGCAAUCAUAGCUUUGCCGAUCCCACCCUACCUACAGACAGUAGGCCAGAAACGGAAUGAGGUUGCGUCACGUUCAAGGCGGUGGGUGGAUUUGUUUCAUUGUAAUCCUUAUGCAUGCGGCCACAUUCGACUUGAAAACCUAUAUUACACAGUUGGCAGUGAGGUUUACUUGUAAAAUAUUUCAUUGCAGCACACACACUUGGCAUUCUUUAAACUUCUGUCUCUUGGCUUCUCAACAAAUAGAUAGCGUUAGGCUGACUUG
This is a messenger RNA of Marasmius oreades (fairy-ring Marasmius), 714 nucleotides long. RefSeq lists its product as uncharacterized. The transcript has 4 exons. Gene Ontology annotation, molecular function: DNA-directed RNA polymerase activity; nucleic acid binding; zinc ion binding. Bases 210 to 512 code for a protein of 100 amino acids. The record is from RefSeq and is a predicted model, not a curated record. Lineage: Eukaryota; Fungi; Basidiomycota; Agaricomycetes; Agaricales; Marasmiaceae. Gene Ontology annotation, cellular component: RNA polymerase II, core complex. Gene Ontology annotation, biological process: maintenance of transcriptional fidelity during transcription elongation by RNA polymerase II; transcription-coupled nucleotide-excision repair; transcription initiation at RNA polymerase II promoter.